This is a messenger RNA of Clupea harengus (Atlantic herring), 4836 nucleotides long. RefSeq names its product sortilin-related VPS10 domain containing receptor 1 (gene sorcs1). NCBI's taxonomy places the organism in Eukaryota, Metazoa, Chordata, Actinopteri, Clupeiformes, Clupeidae. The record is from RefSeq and is a predicted model, not a curated record. Gene Ontology annotation, molecular function: protein binding. Gene Ontology annotation, cellular component: membrane; Golgi apparatus. Gene Ontology annotation, biological process: post-Golgi vesicle-mediated transport.
UCCAUUUUCUCCUCCUGUGCAACACAUCUCCGGCGGGAUAUUACAUUAUCAACUUUUUAGGGCAAUUUUACAUAGCUCAAUUAAAAAACUAAACACAGAAGAAAAAAUAAAUACAUAUUCACAGACUGUGAAGAGAAUGCAAGACCAACUCUAAAAAUCAUUUCCCGAGAUACAAAUCGACCCAUCUAGCUCUUUAUGCUCUGUGACAUAUAAUAUGCUACGAGAUAUUAAUGAAGCGUCUUCGCAUCCUGACAAAUAUGGGUGUGUGGUCUUCGUGAUGUAAAGAUGAAUACUGCGCGAGGGGCAAAAAAAGCAAAGGAGCAAGAAUUCUCCCCUAUCUUCUGUUCAGUCGAGCUCCUCCCCCGUGUGGAGCUUCAUUUGAUCAAAUCCUUCAACUUAGACCGCUUCGCCGAAUAGCACUUUUUUGUUGCAGAAACAACUGUGUAGGCUAUAGCUACAACUUGCGAGGAGUUCCGUUGCCGCACAUCAAAACCGAGCGUUAAAAGGGAAGAGAGAGGCGAGAGAAAAAGGACUGUAGGCUACCCAGAGCAUCUUUCCAGGGCUAUCAGACAUGGAGAAGGGGAUCAGAUUCUGCCCAAAUUGGCGCCGCGCUGCCUGUUUCCUGUUUUUGAUUCUUUGCUUUUUUGUUCCGUUGGCCAAAACGGAGAUAACUUGCAGAUCAUGCCAGCCCCUGGACAAGACUGGUUCACGGGAAUUACUGCUGAAACUGGACACGCUAGAAUUCGCAACAGGGUCCGGAGGGGAAGUUAUCAAAUAUGGAGACGGGGCAGCAGGUUUUAAUUCUGCAAGUGGUGAAACUCGCCAGUCUGACAGCGCAGCUAAGUCAUCAGAAUACGGUGCGGGUCAAGGGAAAUACUCUCAUUCCAGGCGAAAGCGGAAUAUUGACAGGCACUAUUUGCAGAAGAAACCCGUCCAUGGAAGCGUGCCUAAUGAAAGCGGGGAAUCAGGCAAAAGCCAGAAUAAAGUUACACAGCCCCAGUUUAACGGUCGCAAGGUAGCAGGUGCCGGGAGAGCCCCCGAUAAAUUACACAAGUGCAGAUUUCGUAAGAGCACCCAGGUGAAGGAGAUCAGAGAAAUUCUUGAAAAGUCACCUGCACCUGCUUUUCACACGGAGUCGCACGCUGUCAGUGUCCAGCAUGAGGGCACCGCAGGGCAGCCUGUGCGCAGGUUCCGCCGCUCUGAGGCGCGGUGGAGAGGGGAGGACCGGAGAACGGCCAAUUCAAAGCAGGACGAGCUGAAACUUACCAGCUCAACCUUUGCAUUGACCGGAGACUCAGCCCACAACCAAGCCAUGGUACAUUGGUCUGGGCAGAACAGCAGUGUCAUUUUGAUGCUGACAAAAUUCUACGACUUUAAUCUGGGCAGCGUGACAGAGAGCUCCCUGUGGCGGUCAACUGACUACGGGACCACUUACGAGAAGCUAAACGAGAAGGUGGGGGUGAAAACAAUCCUCAGCUACUUGUACGUCAGUCCCAACAACAAGCGCAAGAUCAUGCUGCUGACUGACCCGGAGGUGGAGAACAGUCUGCUCAUCAGCACGGACGAGGGGGCCACGUACCAGAAGUACCGCCUCAACUUCUACGUCCUCAGCCUGCUCUUCCACCCCGAGCAGGAAGACUGGAUCCUCGCCUUCGGCCACGACCAGAAGCUGUACAGUUCCGUGGAGUUCGGCAGGAGAUGGCAACUGGUCCAUGAACGAGUCGCCCCCAAUCGAUUUUACUGGUCAAAGAUGGGCGUGGACAAAGAGGCAGGCCUCAUUCAUCUGGAGACCAGCGUAUCAGACACACAGGCCCUGUACAUCACCUGUAAACUGCAGAACUGCACAGACGGCAACAAGGGGAGGCCGUUCCCUGGCUACAUCGACCCCAACUCCCUGGUGGUGCAGGAUGAGUACGUGUUUGUUCAGGUCACCACAGGUGGCAGGACGAUCUACUACGUGUCAUCACAGCGGGACGUCUUCAGCCCUAUGAAGCUCCCGAAAUACACCCUGCCUAAGGACCUGCACGUGAUCAGCACGGAUGAGAAGCGCGUGGUCGCGGCGGUGCAAGAGUGGAACCAGAAUGACACCUUCAACCUGUACGUGUCCGAGUCCGGAGGGGUCUACUACACACUGGCCCUGGAGAACGUCAUGAGCAGCAUGGGCCACGAGGGGAACGUCAUGAUCGACCUGUAUGAGGUGGCAGGAAUAAAAGGCAUGUUCCUGGCGAACAAGAAGCAAGACAACCAGGUCAAGACUUACAUAACCUACAACAAGGGCCGCGACUGGAGGCUGCUGCAGGCCCCUGAUGCAGAUCUGAGAGGCGACGGCAUCCACUGCAUGCUGCCGUACUGCUCCCUUCACUUGCAUCUCCAUGUGUCGGCCAACCCGUACACGUCCGGAAACAUCGCCAGCAAAGAAUCAUCACCCGGCAUCAUCCUGGCAUCAGGCUCUAUUGGUUCUGGACUGAGCAGCAGUAAUGUCAGCAUGUUCAUCACAUCCGACGCAGGCAACACAUGGAGACAGAUCUUCGAGGAGGAGUACAGCGUGCUCUAUCUGGACCAGGGUGGGGCUCUGGUGGCCAUCAGACACACUCCACUUCCCAUCAGGCACCUCUGGCUCAGCUUCGAUGAGGGCAGACUGUGGAACAAGUACAGCUUCACGUCGUCUCCGCUGUUCGUGGACGGCGUCCUGGGGGAGCCCGGAGAAGAGACCCUGAUCAUGACGAUAUUCGGUCACGUGAGCCAUCGCUCCGAGUGGCAGCUGGUGAAGAUCGACUUCAGGUCCAUCUUUAACCGCCGCUGCACUGAGGGCGACUACCAGACCUGGCACCUGCAGAACCAGGGUGAGACGUGCCUCAUGGGGGUGAAACGCAUCUACAGGAAGCUGAAGCCAAUAGCCCGGUGCGUUAUGGGUAAAUCGCACUCGGUCACCAUGAUCUCGGAGCCGUGCGACUGCACCGAGUCCGACUUCGAGUGCGACUACGGCUACGAGAGGCGAAGUGACGGGAAGUGCUCCCCCGCCUUUUGGUUCCUCCCGUCGUCGAUGACGAGGAGCUGCACCACGGCGAGCAGCUUCCUCAACAGCACAGGCUACAGGAAGGUUGUGACCAAUAACUGCACAGGUGGAGUGGUGGACCUGUACACGGCACACAGGCAGCCAUGCCCCCGCCAGGCCCCUAGGGGGCUCCACCUGGUCACCAGCGAUGGCACCCUCACCGCUACCGUCAACAGCAACGUCACUUUCCUGGUGUUUCUGGAAGAGGGCUCUGGCUCACGCACCACCAUCAUGCUAGACUUCGGCAACGGCAACACCGUCACCUACUCCAACAUCAGCACGGUGGAGGACGGCAUCAAGCACGUGUACAGGAGCGUGGGCAUCUACCGCGUGGCGGCCACCGCCAGGAACGACCUGGGCGUGGAGACCGUGGUGCUGUAUCUGCACGUGAGCUGUCCGCUUGAACACAUCCACCUCUCGGCUCCCUUCGUGGCCGUGAAGAACAAAGAGGUGAACCUGACGGCCGUGCUGUGGCCCAGCCAGGUGGGCACCGCCACCUACAUCUGGUGGCUUGGCAACAACAGCGAGCCAGUGAUUACCCUGGAUGGAAGCGUCGCCUUCACCUUCUCCAGGGAAGGAACCAACGUUGUCACGGUGCAGGUGUCCGCUGGGAACAUCAUCCUGCAGGACAGGAAGAUCAUCGCCGUCCACGAGUACUUCAAGUCCCAUCUCCUGGCUUUCUCCGCCAACCUGGACGAGCACAACCCUGACGUGGCCGAAUGGAGACUGGACGUCAGCCGGGUCAUCAGGAACUCCGUGAUUCAAGCCACUGGUAUCGACCGGGAGCUGCUGCUGGUCACCGUUUUGCCGGGGCUACCUACCACAGCAGAGUUCUUCCUGCUGCCGGACAAACGCGUCACCGAGGGCAAGCCCGAGAAGACCUCCGCACACCUGGAUGAGCUCUCUGAGGUGGUGUUAGGAGCCUUGAAUCAGAACCUGGUUCAGUUUAUCCUUAGACCAGGAGUCCAGAUCACCGUCUACGCUGCACACUUAUCAGCCGCACCCCUAGUGGACACCAGCGAGAACCACAGCGGUUCGGCCAUGCUGAUGCUCCUGUCUCUGGUGGUGGUGGGUCUGGCCGUGUUUGUCGUCUAUAAAUUCAAGAGGAAGAUCCCAGGCCUCAGCGUCUAUGCACAGAUGCAGAACGAAAAAGAACAAGAAAUGAUCCAGAGCCCGGUGAGCCCCGCCGCCGUCGUGGACACUACGGUGGCGACGGCGACGACGGCGGGGGGGAAGCCGGCACCACACCCCGCUAGGGAGUUGGUGACUUCUUCACUGAGGCCUCUGGACACGGAGCGCAACACUCAUACCAUUGAAUGCAUUAAACCUCAUCCACGAGUCAAAUUUUCAACAGAACUCCCUACUUACAUUGACGUCUGACGCCGCCUGGGUUCCCCCCAACAGAGAUCCUGCUGUGUUUCAUGGGCUUUGUUCUGACACAAAAGGUUUUAAGCUUUAUACCUGUGCAUGUUGGACAUUGCUGAGACUAACUGUGCUCUGUGAAUACCAGAUUAAAAACUGUGUACAGGUUUUUUUUUAUACAUACAUGUCGGUUUAAGAAAUGAAGCAUUUUUGCUUACAUUUAUUUAUAAUACUACAAGUACAUAACCAGGGGGAGAAGGACAGCAUGUACUAUUUAAAGAGAAAAAGGAGAAAAAAAAAAGAAAAAAGGUUCGCCAGUGUCUUACCAUUCCCUUGCUUUAUUGUAUUGCUAAUAAUAGUGAUACAGUAUUUAUUCCUGAGUAUAUAUUAAAUAAAAGUCACAUUUAUUUUGUAAAUCA